This is a messenger RNA of Galdieria sulphuraria, 1078 nucleotides long. RefSeq names its product 60S ribosomal protein L7e. The transcript has 2 exons. Gene Ontology annotation, molecular function: structural constituent of ribosome; RNA binding. Gene Ontology annotation, cellular component: cytosolic large ribosomal subunit. Gene Ontology annotation, biological process: maturation of LSU-rRNA from tricistronic rRNA transcript (SSU-rRNA, 5.8S rRNA, LSU-rRNA). The coding region runs from base 83 to 835 and encodes 250 amino acids. Lineage: Eukaryota; Rhodophyta; Bangiophyceae; Galdieriales; Galdieriaceae. The record is from RefSeq and is a predicted model, not a curated record.
CUUUGACCACUUCAUUCCAUUUAUCGGCGUCGUCCAUUCCUUUCUCUCUUUGGGAUUGUGGAUAGUGUUAGUGUUUGUCAACAUGACUGAAACAGCAAGUUCUGCCAAGGUCCCAGAAACAAUCUUGAAACGAAAGGCUCUUCAUGAAAAGAUCAGGACAAAGAGAGAAGAGCAAGCUGCCAAGUUGAAAAAACAACGACAAGAACGUAGAAAAGAAAUCUUCAAAAGGGCUGAAAAGUAUGUGAAAGAGUAUAGAGAAAAGGAACGUGCCGAAAUCGAAGCUCGUAGACGUGCAAAAGCCGAAAAGAAAUUUUAUGUACCUGCUGGAGCAAAAGUGGCCUUUGUUGUACGCAUUCGAGGAAUCAACGGUGUCGAUCCCCGAACGCGGAAAAUAUUACAACUUUUACGUUUGCGACAGAUUCACAACGGUGUCUUUGUGAAAGUGAACGAGGCAACUAUGCAAAUGUUACACCGAGUUGAGCCUUAUAUUGCAUAUGGCUAUCCAAGUCUGAAAAGUGUCCGUGAUCUUAUAUAUAAGAGGGGCUUUGUUAAAAUAGGAAAGAGACGGGCAUGGUCGCGAAUUCCUUUAACGGACAAUCGUCUUAUUGAAGAUGUUCUGGGAAAGUAUGGCAUAAUUUGUGUGGAAGAUAUGAUUCACGAAAUCUAUACUUGUGGGCGACGUUUCAAGAAAGUGAACAAUUUUUUGUGGCCUUUUAAGUUGAACUCUCCAAGAGGUGGUUUCUCACGUCAUGGAAAGCGUAGACAUUUCAUUGAAGGUGGUGAAUUUGGUAAUCGUGAGCAUUUAAUCGAUAGACUCAUUAAGAAAAUGAUUUGAACGGAAUAUAAAGACAUCAUUUUCAUUUCAUACAUAUGUAUGCUUCAUUAUUAUCGUUUAUUGGUUGUUCAUUUCCGUAUUGAAGUAUUCGACGAGGCAUGUCUUCUUUGGCAUGCCAUACUGUUUCUGGUAUUGGUCUUGAGAUUUGUAAAGGCUUGUAUGGUAUAGUCGAAUCAUAUUUGGUUCGUAGCUUUGUUGGUAAAAAAGGAAAUCUCUUCAUAAGGGAAGGGUUGGUCGUGAUAU